Macadamia integrifolia is the source of this 973-nucleotide messenger RNA. RefSeq names its product ATP synthase subunit b', chloroplastic. Gene Ontology annotation, molecular function: proton transmembrane transporter activity. The record is from RefSeq and is a predicted model, not a curated record. Lineage: Eukaryota; Viridiplantae; Streptophyta; Magnoliopsida; Proteales; Proteaceae. The transcript has a single exon. Bases 167 to 856 code for a protein of 229 amino acids. Gene Ontology annotation, biological process: proton motive force-driven ATP synthesis.
AUUUUUCGGAUUUUCCUUCUCUCGCCUCUGUCCUCUCCACUCAAAGCUCAAGUGCUCAACGAAAACCUCUCAAAAGAAAGCCACAAGAAAAGAAGAAUAGAAAUAGAAAUAAAAAUAAUUGGAGCAAAGCAAAGGAAACGAUUCAACACAAAACGAAGGUAUUGCCAUGGCCAACAUGGUCGUUUCCUCUUCCAAAGCCCUCAUCACAGCCUCCUCCCUUCCAACCACAACUAUCACUUCCGCCCCCACAUCUAAACCUAGAUUCCAACUCCCACAGAUCUCAAUUCCCCAAAAACUCAAAAUCAAAAUCACAAAGCACCAAUGUGACCAGAUUCUAGCUUCUUCCCUCAAAUCUUCUGCUGCGAUCGCCGCUGCGGUUUUAGCGAUGGCUCCUCCGUCGAUGGCUGUGGAGAUGGAGAAAGCAGCACUCUUCGACUUCAACUUGACUUUGCCUAUAAUCAUGACUGAGUUCUUGCUGCUUAUGGUGGCGCUUGACAAGAUCUACUUCACCCCGCUAGGUAAGUUCAUGGAUGAGAGAGAUGCGGCUAUUAAGGAGAAGCUGAGCAGCGUGAAGGACACCUCGGCGGAGGUGAAGCAGUUGGAGGAUCAGGCUUCGGCCGUGAUGAAGGCUGCUAGGGCGGAGAUAUCGGCGGCGCUGAACCAGAUGAAGAAGGAGACGACGCUUGAGGUGGAAAAGCAGCUGGCCGAGGGGAGGAAGAAGGUGGAGGCGGAGCUCUCGGAGGCGCUAGCCAAUUUGGAGAAGCAGAAGGAGGAGACCAUUAAGGCUCUUGACUCUCAGAUUGUUGCUCUCAGUGAUGAGAUCGUCAAGAAGGUCCUCCCAGUCUCACCCAAUUAAAUUCUUCCUUCCAAAAUUGUAUAUUAUUUCGUCUAGUAUUAAAAUAGUUGAAAUUUGUAGAAUUGGAGAUUGAAAAUUCUGAUAUUUUCUUAUAAUCUUCUUUACUUCCCCACUGAA